Molecule: messenger RNA, 1483 nt
Organism: Gymnodraco acuticeps
Lineage: Eukaryota; Metazoa; Chordata; Actinopteri; Perciformes; Bathydraconidae
Gene: hsd3b7
Product: hydroxy-delta-5-steroid dehydrogenase, 3 beta- and steroid delta-isomerase
Exons: 6
Coding region: 52-1143 (363 amino acids)
Biological process (GO): steroid biosynthetic process
Molecular function (GO): 3-beta-hydroxy-Delta5-steroid dehydrogenase (NAD+) activity
Source: RefSeq, a predicted model, not a curated record
GCUCACAGUAUUUGCAGAGAGAAGUCCCAGACACCAUCGGACUCCCAUAUCAUGGCUGGUCUCGUGUAUCUGAUCACCGGAGGUUGCGGGUUCCUCGGAAACCAUCUGGUGAGGCUUUUGAUCGAAAAGGAGGACAAACUGGCAGAGGUCCGGGUUUUUGACAAACACGUAGACUCAAGUUUAAAUGCACUCAGCACAGAACGGACAAAAGUUGUGGUGAUUCAGGGGGACAUCACAGACUACAGCAGCGUGUUGGAGGCCUCCCGGGGGGCCGAUGUUGUUAUCCACACAGCCAGCAUUGUGGACGUCUGGCACAAAAUUCCAGAGAACCUCAUCGCCUUAGUCAACGUCACAGGAACAGAGAAUGUGAUCAACGCCUGCGUGGAGUGUGGCAUCGAGUCCCUGGUCUACACCAGCAGCAUGGAAGUGAUCGGUCCCAACGUCAACGGAGACCACUUUGUCAGGGGCAAUGAAGACACACCGUACACAGUGGAACACACUAUGGCCUAUCCUAAGAGCAAGGCAAAGGCAGAGAAAAUUGUGCUUGAAGCUAAUGGCACCAAGAUAAAGGGUGGAAAGACUUUAUACACGUGUUCCCUGAGGCCGACGGGGAUCUAUGGAGAGGGGCACCAGCUAAUCAAGGCUUUCUACGAUAAGGGUGCAGAGCGGGGAGGCAUGAUCAUUGGCGGCAUCCCAGAGUCCUCUGAACAUGGACGUGUCUAUGCAGGCAACGUGGCCUGGAUGCAUGUACUCGCAGCCCAAGCCCUAGUUGAGCGGCCCAUGACGGUCGGAGGUGAAGCUUUCUUCUGCUACGAUGACUCACCCUACAAGAACUACGAGGAUUUCAACAUGCUAUUUCUCUCCAAAUUUAACUUCCGACUGGUUCGCAUGCCCUUACUGGUGCUCUGGUUCCUGGCCAUGCUCAAUGACCUGCUCCGAUGGAUCGUGAGCCCCUUGUACAACUACACACCGCUGCUGAACAGUUACACCUUUGCUGUGGCUUCUACCUCCUUCACUGUCCGCUCAGAUAAAGCCCAGCGAUUCUUCCAGUACAGUCCUCUGUACGACUGGGAACAAUGUCUGGCCCACACACAGAAAUGGGUUGAUACAUUCCCUAACAAGGAUAACCACAAGGACGCCUAAUGUGAACUCAACUACUUCAACAUGCACCAAAAGCUGCUAUGUAGACAUGCAAGACUCCAGGUAUACAGUGUAGAGGAGUAACCUGCCAUUAGGCAACAAUGCAAUCAAGAAAAGCAAACUGCAUUUACAGUAUAAAAAGUUAUAUUUAAGUAAGUCUAUCAUUUGUAUUGUAGUGAUAAGCUUGUUAAGAAUGUGCAAUAGUAUUCAGAUAUUUAACAUUUCUACAUCAUGUAAUUAUGUGUAUAAGACAAUUGUAAACACCAUUUACAUUUUUUUUUUUUAUAAAGACAUAGACGAUGAAAUAUAUGUUUGUAAUUUGAAAUAAAUAUAAUUUAAUAUA